Suncus etruscus (white-toothed pygmy shrew) is the source of this 2305-nucleotide messenger RNA. RefSeq names its product cysteinyl-tRNA synthetase 1 (gene CARS1). The record is from RefSeq and is a predicted model, not a curated record. Gene Ontology annotation, molecular function: ATP binding; cysteine-tRNA ligase activity. The coding region runs from base 49 to 2292 and encodes 747 amino acids. The transcript is spliced from 22 exons. Gene Ontology annotation, biological process: cysteinyl-tRNA aminoacylation. Gene Ontology annotation, cellular component: cytoplasm. NCBI's taxonomy places the organism in Eukaryota, Metazoa, Chordata, Mammalia, Eulipotyphla, Soricidae.
GCGGUUGCAUCAGAUUCCGAGCCCUGUCGCCGGCGUCUGGGCGCAGCGAUGGCCGCCUCCGCCGGGGAGCAAGGUCAGGGCCGCCGGGCGCAGCCAUCCUGGAGCCCCCCAGCUGGGUCAAAACCGAGUCAGCUGCGUCUGUACAACAGCCUGACUCGUAGCAAGGAGGUGUUUGUCCCGCAGCAUGGCAAGAAGGUGACGUGGUACAGCUGCGGCCCGACAGUCUACGAUGCCUCGCACAUGGGCCAUGCCAGGUCCUACAUCUCCUUCGACAUCCUGCGGCGGGUUUUCCGAGACUACUUCGGCUAUGACGUCUUCUACUGCAUGAACAUCACCGACAUCGAUGAUAAGAUCAUAAAACGAGCCCGGCAGAACCACCUGUGGGAGCAGUACCGGGAAAAGGAGCCACGAGCAGCCCAGCUCCUGGAGGAUGUGCGGGCCGCCCUGCAGCUCUGGUCAGAGAAGCUUCAGGACACCUCGGACCCUGACAAGCGGCAGAUGCUGGAGCGAGUCGUGCAGGUGGUGACGGUGGCCGCGGAGCCCCUGGACGCGGCAUUGCAGGCUGGGACUGCCAAUGACACUCACCACUAUGUCCAGGUGCUCCUGGAACAGGCCAAGGACGUGCUGUCCGACUGGCUGGACUCCAGGCUCGGUGGGGAGGUGACCGACAACUCCAUCUUCUCCAAGCUGCCCAAGUUCUGGGAGGGCGAGUUCCACAAAGACAUGGCGGCCCUGAACGUUCUACCUCCAGAUGUCCUGACCCGGGUCAGCGAGUACGUCCCAGAAAUCGUGGACUUUGUGCAGAAGAUUGUAGACAAUGGCUACGGCUACGUCUCCAACGGCUCCGUGUACUUCGACACGGCCAAGUUUGCCGCCAGCGAGCGGCACCACUACGGGAAGUUGGUGCCCGAGGCUGUGGGUGACCAGAAGGCCCUGCAGGAGGGAGAAGGAGACCUGAGUGUGUCGGCCGAGCGCCUGAGCGAGAAGAGGGCACCCAGUGACUUUGCCCUCUGGAAGGCGUCCAAGCCUGGGGAGCCUGCGUGGGACUGUCCCUGGGGCAGGGGCCGCCCUGGCUGGCACAUUGAAUGCUCGGCCAUGGCCAGCGCCCUGCUGGGCUCCUCCAUGGACGUCCACGGGGGCGGCUUCGACCUGCGCUUCCCCCACCAUGACAACGAGUUGGCGCAGUCUGAGGCCCACUUCGAGAAUGACUGCUGGGUGCGCUACUUCCUGCACACGGGCCACCUGACCAUCGCCGGCUGCAAGAUGUCCAAGUCACUGAAGAACUUCGUCACCAUCCAGGACGCCCUGAAGCAGCACUCAGCCCGGCAGCUGCGCCUGGCCUUCCUCCUGCACUCCUGGAAGGACACGCUCGACUACUCAGCCAACACCAUGGAGUCGGCCCUGCAGUACGAGAAGUUCCUGAACGAGUUUUUCUUGAACGUGAAGGACAUUCUCCGCGCCCCCGCCGACCUCACUGGCCAGUUUGAAAAGUGGGAGACUGAGGAAACGGAGCUGAACCACUGCUUCUACGACAAGAAGGCAGCUGUGCACGAGGCACUGUGUGACAACGUGGACACACGCUCGGCCCUGGAGGAAAUGCGGGCACUCGUGAGCCAGUGCAACCUCUACAUGGCGGCGCGCAAGGCCCAGCGCCGCCGCCCCAACAGGGCCCUCCUGGAGACAGUCGCCCGGUACCUCACCCACAUGCUGAAGGUGUUUGGGGCCAUCGAAGACGAAAGUACUCUGGGGUUCCCGGUCGGCGGGGCUGGCUCCAGCCUCAAUCUCGAGGCCACGGUCCUGCCGUACCUGCAGGUGCUGUCGGAUUUCCGGGAGGGUGUCCGCAGGAUCGCCCGUGAGAAGAAAGUACCCGAGAUCCUGCAGCUCAGUGACGCCCUGCGGGAUGAUGUCCUGCCAGAGCUGGGUGUGCGCCUGGAGGACCACGAAGGGCUGCCCACGGUGGUCAAGCUGGUGGACAGGGCCACGCUGCUGAAGGAGAGGGAGGAGAAGAAGAGGGCUGAGGAAGAGAAACGGAAGAAGAAAGAGGAGGCUGCCAGGAAGAAACUAGAGCAAGAAGCGGCCAGGUUGGCCCGGAUGCGGGUCCCACCCAGCGAGAUGUUCCUGCCGGAGGGGGACAAGUAUUCCAGGUUCGACGAGAAUGGUCUGCCCACACACGACUCGGAGGGUAAGGAGCUGAGCAAAGGCCAGACCAAGAAACUCAAGAAGCUCUUCGAGGCGCAGGAGAAACUCUACAGGGAAUAUUUGCAAACGCUUCAGAGUGGGGGCACCCCAUGACCGGCUAGACUUC